Molecule: messenger RNA, 1317 nt
Organism: Diachasma alloeum
Lineage: Eukaryota; Metazoa; Arthropoda; Insecta; Hymenoptera; Braconidae
Gene: Or176
Product: odorant receptor 13a-like
Exons: 5
Coding region: 1-1176 (391 amino acids)
Biological process (GO): detection of chemical stimulus involved in sensory perception of smell; sensory perception of smell
Cellular component (GO): plasma membrane
Molecular function (GO): olfactory receptor activity; odorant binding
Source: RefSeq, a predicted model, not a curated record
AUGAAGGAUAUUGAACUCAGAGAGUACCAAAUUCUCACAAACAGCAUCAAAUUUUGGCUGUUGUUCGUUGGAAUAUGGCCAAUUUCCAAGCCCAGAAUUGUGUAUCGUGUCAUACCCAUUUUUGCCAUAAGUUGCAACAUCAUAUUGAGCAUUGCACUAUUUCGAUUUGCUAUAGCCCAUAUUUCGAGUAUGAGCCUCAUGGUUAAAGGUGUUUCAUUGGGAACAAGCUUUGCAUCUAUAGCUUUCAAGAUAUUGGUUUUUACACUGAGCAGAGAAGGUAUCACUAAAAUAUUCACGAUUAUUCAUAACUAUCAUGAAGAGUCUUUAGCCGAUCAGAAUUUGAGACAUCUCGCCUUGGAGAAAGUUUCUGGAUUCCGACGCUUAUCGUGGAUCUUGUGUUUUCUUGUUGCUUGCGGAGCUGUAUCCUAUUGCAUAGCGCCUAUCAUCUUCAUAAUAAUCCAACGUCGGCAUCAUCUGCAAUCAAUCAAGUACAUACUCCCAUUGCCUGCUUUUUACCCAUGGGUGAUAUCGCCUGGAGGAGUUCUGUACAAAGUCACCUAUGUAUUUGAAGUUUAUAAUUUGAUGUGUCUAUUGUUCACAACCUGUGGAGUUGAUUCCCUAUUCGGAUACUACAUAUUGCAUAUAACUGGACAACUUCGAGUUUUAGGAUAUCAGAUAACACAUUUGAAUAGAAGUGAUGACUCCCAUCAAUGUUUACGCAGAUUUGUUGAUAAAUUCGAAGUGUUGAAGGAAUGCUGCGAAGAUUUACAGACAAUCUAUGGGCCUGUCAUUUUGUGGCAGAUUAUUACAAAUUCAGUGAUUAUUUGUACCGUAUUGUUUCAAAUUUCACAAGAGACCAGUAUUUCUAUACCGAAAUACAUUCUCAUUAUGGGCUACAGUGGAUCCAAAAUAAUGCAAACAUAUAUCUAUGCUUCAGCCGGGACUGCUCUGAGCACAGAGAGUGAAGCUCUGACUGAAUCCGUGUACUUUAGUGAUUGGCCAGGUGGUGGUACACAACGUUUCAGGACAUCAAUAUUGAUAAUGCUGGCACAAAAACCUCUCCAAAUCACAGCUGCCCAUUUCGUCGUCGUAUCUAAUGAUAUAUUUAUCAUGACAUUGAACACGGCUGUCUCAUACUUCUUCUUAUUGAAGACAUUCGAGGAAAAGCAAUCGUAGGAUCAACGUUCACGCGUACACGAAACUGUCUUUUCGCACCUGCGUUGCACAUGAAAUAUUUCCUCGAACUUGCAGAAGAUAGUUUAUAUUUUUUAUCCAGUUCGAGAAGCGGAAGCAGAAAGCAGAAAUUUGACAUGCAGA